AAGUUGCCGUUGGCUCCACCAAAGGGGCGAGCGCACCACACCAUUUGAGCGCAGAUCUUCUUCGUCAGGCGGCAGUGCAGUAGGUGCCAUGUCCGCGAAGAAGGCUGGUAAGAAGGAGGAGCAGGAAGAAGAGAAGGAGGAAGAAGAAGAGGAGCUCUUUGUGGGAGACUUGGUGAAGAUCAGCGGCGUCAGCGCCGAUGUCCGGAAGGCGCUGUCGCACGUGGGCUUGUCCUGGGAGUCCUCCAUGAGCGCUUUCUUGGGGCAGACUGGACGAGUGAAGACUGUGCAGAUGAAGGAGGGCAAGCAACUGGUGGAGGUUCAGCUUGGAUCUGGUGCAGAUGGUCCAAGCAUGUCCAUUGGUGUCUCAGCGCUGGAACUGCUGGGUGAUGAAGAGGAGGAGGAUGAGGAUGGUGAGGCGGAGGAUCAGAACGACGAGGACGAGGCGGAUGACGGACACGUGUAUCGCGUCAACGAGAAAGUGAGGGACCUCACCAAAGCGGGCAAAUGCGCCACCGGCAUCGUGACGAAGGUUGGCGACAACUCCACCUGUGAUGUGAAGUAUGACGACGGCAGUGCUCGCACGGGCGUACCUUUGAAACAAUUGCGCCCUCUGGAGCAAGCCGAAUCCGACGGCACCGGGCUAUCCUACACGACGACCUUCAAUGAGUUCGACUUCACCACGGGGCAGUUGCCCACUGGUGUCGAGGCGGUGGGUGAAGGGGUGGAGCUCAAGGCUGGACGUGGCGGGGAGACCUUCCUGGUGGUGCGCAAAGGAACCUACUUGAGGUUGCCCUUCAAGGGCAUGCGACACGAGCGCUUGCGACCGGGCGAGUCGAUUCCAUCCUACACCCUGACGCUGGAAUUGCAGUUGGACAACCAACAUCCUCAGCUGGAGCAUCCUUGGUGUCUCUACCAGGCAAGCUUCCCUGAGGUUCACGAAUCCGACGAGCUUUGCUUGGUGGCCAAGGCGCGCAUGGAGUUCCCUCAAUGGAUGGUGGGCACCGACAUCGAUGGUCGCUUGCCCGUGACCUUGGAGAUGGAUCCGAAGUCUAAGGUCUUGGCCGGGUUGCUGCCUGGCACGGUCCUUCAGCAGUGCGGUGAGGUGCAACGGUUGCCCAGUGGCUCCCGUCGCGUCCCCGUGAAGUUCAAGCGCCAGGCGCUGACGGCCGUGGAAGAGGAGGAGGUCACCUCAAAGAAGCCCCAGAGCGGCAAGCUGGGCGGCGGCGGUUUGAUGCCGGCCCCGACGGGCGACCAGUUCGAUCUCUUCAAAGCGGCACAAGAGGAGGACGAAGAGGGCGCGCCCCCGGCCACCGAAGAACGAUACCAUCACGGACGCGAGACGGAGGAUGAGGUGAAUAUCACCAUCCACGCGGGCUACUGGGGCGAGGGCUCACAAGCUGGAUGUGCCACCACAGUGAAGGUCUCUUCGAAUGGCAUCGCACGGACCUUGACCUUCUUCCCGGGCGUGGACCACGGCGCCGUCCGCGUGGAGGGCGAGCCGGACGCGGACAUCGGCUUCAGCCCGGGGCGGCAGCGGUAUCAUAUUUUGCAUUUGACCAUGCGGCAAACUGGCACUCACACCUUCAGCAUCAGCGAUGGGGGUGACUGCACCAAUACCUGGAGUAUGGACUUUAGAUUGCAUGGCUGGUUGGAUGAUCUGUACGGCGCUGCUGCCGUGUCCAUCUUCGAUCCAGAGGAUCGCGAAUUGGAGUUAGGUCAUGAGCUCACCUAUCAAUCGGAAGGUGAGCACAAGCUACGCCUGGUGACGCUGGGCACGCAAGUCUACGAAACCGAUGAACUGGACCCACAGGGCUGGGUCUCCUUUAAUCGCACCUGCUUGGAGCCAGUGGAUAAGGCCAACACCAAGGCCUCUCGACAUCCGACGUGCCAUUUGAAAGUGAAGGAUCGGGUUUUGGAGAAGCGCUUGUACCCUGGGCGUUGGCAUUCCUUGACGGUGACGGUGGACAGUGUACGUGAUGAGAUGUGCCUCUACUUGGAUGGCAUUGCUGUGGAUAAACCCAUCGACAUCUUCGAGAGCAGCUUCGGGCGUACAGGCGGCGGCGGCGGCUUCGGCCGGGAGGGCGGCAAGGACCGGCGGAAGGGCGUGAGUGAAGGGCCUACGGAAUACGAAGCCUAUGCAGGCUUCGGAUACUCCUUCGCCUCGCCCUUCGCGGUGCCGCAAGAGGGCUUCCUCCUCUUUGCGUCCAGCAGCAUCCGGAGCAUGCCCGGCGGCACGAAGCUGCGGAAGGCGAUCUUCCGGAACAGCAUCCUGACGCCCAAGGCCAUCGAGGAUCAAUACGUGAGCAGUCGACACAAGAAGCGACCGGUGCAGAUUCCACAGAGUCUGACGCUGGCGCCCAUCAUGAAGAAGAAGGCCAUUCCUUUGUGGGUCCAUGGGUCCUAUGUGGCAGAGUUCUGCAACCCCUUCGUGCCCGCGGCGGGUGGCUCCCCAUUACACCUCUACAGCAUCUUCUGCAUGGCCUUGGAUGGUGUGGUGGAGAAGAUGAGCGCGAACAGCCUAUGGACGCCUGCUGAUGUGAAUGGCUGCAAGCGUGUCUUGGGACUCUUCAGAGAGUUAGAACUGCUGAUGAAGAAGUGGCACCAACUCUGGACUUGCACUGCUGCCGAUCAACUCAGCGCCCUCUCGGCCAUCUACCUUCGCCGCUUGGCGCAGGCGCGGGCGGAGCUGCAGCCGGGCGGACGGCUGCUGGUGCCGCUAGGCAUUCGCUUGCAGCGAAGCUCUCAGUUGUUGAUGCUGAUCGUGGAACGCAAAGGUAGCGGCAACUACCGCUUCUUGGUGGUGAACUCCAGCCCCAUUGGCCUCGCGUACCACGCCACCGAUGCUUCACGCCCUCCUAAGAUCCGCUACCGAGUGGCGCUGGAGCUGGACGAUAUCCCCGCGGCGCGCGCGGAGGACGAGGGCUUCUGGAUGAUGCUGGUGGUCACGGCUGUGCAGCCGUGUCACGAUCAGCUGCCCUUGUACGAUAAGCUGCUGCCCUGGUUGGCCGGAAGCCCCUUGGAGCACCUCUUGGCCACGGUCAAUCCCACGAGCCCCGCCACCCAGGAGUGGCGCUCGCCGCAGUGUGCCAACACUGAUGGCUGGAGGUAUUUGACAUUUUCUCUUCGGGUGCUUUUGCUGGAGGUGGGUGGCUUUAGCAGCUCCAAAGCCAAGCUGCUGAAGUGGCACCUGCGGGAGCAGUUGUUGUCCUUCGCGGCCAACGACUUGGCGGCCGCCCAGUCCUUAUCCGUGUCUGAGAAGCGACUCCUACGACUGGGCCUCAGCCAGCUUUCGCUGGCGGCAGUGAAGGUGAGUGGAAACCUCGAGCUGGAGGCCUCCCGUGGUGUCAAGGAGAUGAAGGCCACCUCCAUGGCGGUCUUGGGUCGCGCUCAGGCCGUGGUGAAGGACGUGGAGGCGGCCGUGGAGCGGAAGCCCAGACCUUAUGGCUUCGAAGAUCCUUCGGUGCUUCCCUUAUUGGACUUGCUGGGUGGCGCCAGCGAGCCGCCCGCGCACGACUGGGGGUUGCACCCCUUCUUCGAGCGCCUGCUGCGGGAGCAGCGGAGCCCCGGGCAGAAGGUGGGCAUUCCUCUGCUGGUGCCCAUCAACCUGCUGGAGAUGCCCGAGACCAUCCCUGACUUGGAGGCGGCCGUGCGGGCUCUCCGCCUCGCUGAGGAGCUGUGUGCGAAGCUCUGCUUCGUGGGCUACGAGCGCUGCAAGUUCUCCAACUUCCUGAGAGUGGCUCUGCUGCAGCACGUCUUCACCGAGCUCAUGCCCCUGCCGCUGGGGCCGCUGGCGGAGAAGCCGCCCUUGAACCUCACCGAUCCAGUCUGGGCGCCCAACGGCAGUAACGAGCUCCAUCCGCAGCUCACACGAGGCGGUCAGCUGGAACUCAUGCAGGUCUUGUUGAGGCUGGCGGAGCAUUUUGUCUCGGCGGCCUGUGGCUUGCACGCCUCAGGCGGCUUUGACGGGGUCAAGAUCGUGGUCUUGGGUGCCAUCGCGGCCAUCGCGGACCGGGUGCUGCGGAUCCGCACGGUGCUACCAGGCAUCCCCAAGCCCCAGCGCGAGGGCGGGCCGAUCGUGGCCGAAGCCGAGCCCUGCCCCAGCCUGGUGUCGGAUCUGCUGAACGGUGUGGGCGGCAAGGGAUGGAAACCCAUGGCGAUCGACCCCACGAGCUUCAUGCGGCAGUCGGAGACCAUCGAGGCGGUGACGCCCGAGAUCUCGGUGGCGCGCACGGCGGUGGCCAGCUACUUCACGGAGGUGAAGAAGAACCUGCAGGUGCCCAGCGGGAAAGAUCAAACGCUUUUCGAUUGGGACCAACAUGGCUGGAUGCUUUGGGUCAACAAGGAGUCAGGUCUGAAGAAGUUGGUUCAGACCAUUUGCUCCCAUCACCUCCUUCAGGCUGGCGGCGGAUGGGCUGACUUGGCUGCUGGCAGUGAUCCCUAUCUAGUUCACACAUGGCCGGAGUUCCAAUGCUAUCGCGAUAUCAUCUUCUACUGGAAGUAUUUCCUUUGCACCGACCUGCGCGUCUUCCCCAAGGUCAAUGAAUAUGUGCCGCAAAGUGCCUACCUCAAGUGGCAGGUGGUGGAUGAACAGAAGGCCUUUGGCUGCCCGCCCAACCGAGGUAAAGUCUUCUUGGUCUCAGCGCUUGGGAAGGAGCAUCUGCUCAAGCACGAUGUGCCGCCGCAUCGGCCGAAGCCGCCCGCCAGUGGGCUGCGGUGGCCUUCGGCCGCCCUGCCGUCGCAUCACACUAAGACGCCUGUGAGAACGGAAGACGACUUGCUCUACAUGCGGAGCCUGCCGACCUUCAACGAGAUGCUGCGGGCCUCCGACUCGGAGGCCUUGCUGUCCUUCUUGACAGUGCCCUACAUCCGAAUGCCACUGGUGCUGGCCUUCUUCACGACGGGAGAUCGGGUGAACAGCUUGUUCGACCAGGGGCUGCAGCAGAUUUUGCAGGCAGUGAUCUUGGAGCCCGGCAAGCUGUUGGAGCCCAUGAACUGGGCCGCCGCUCCAGAGAACGUGCCGGCGAACUCGUCGGCGGAGCAAGAGCUCGUGGCUUCGCCCUACGGGCAACUCUUGACCGAAUUGGCUUGUGCUCCUGGCUGCUUGUUGGCCUAUUUGGCAAAGCUUUUGGAGCUGGCUUUGGUCUUGGCCAACUCGGCCAUGAGUCAGACAGUGGGCACCAUCCUCUUCACCUUGCGCGUGGCCGCGCGCGUGGAGUCCUCCGCCGUCUACCUGCUGCAGCACUCGGAAGGCAAGCUGCCCUCCACGGGGCCAAGACCGGGUGCUCUCCCCUCCAGCGCUUGGCUACUCCACGAGCUGCGCGCCGGGCGCGAGCGCUUGCGGGCCAUCUUCGCGGAGGCAGAGGGUUGGCUGGACGCCUGGCUUGAAGAGCUACACGACUUGGCUUGCAAGGCAGCAGCGGCCGCAGGAGAAGAAGGGGGCGCCCCAGGAAGAGGUACUGGGCCACAAGCCAAGAACAAGGCGCAGCAAUCGCUAGAUCAAUACAUGAAGACUUCCUGCAACAUUCACGCACACCUCCUAUUGCUGCUGCGGAAUGUGCCGGAAGAGGAGUUGGAUGAACGAUCGGUGAGCCGCAUCUUGUCCUCGUUCGCCUUCCUCUCGCUCCACCAUACCUUCAACCAGAAUUUCUUGGACAUCCCCGAGACGGAGCUCUUCGAAAUCUUUCAGCAUCACAGGCGGGGCUUGGUCCGCUGGUUCGAGAAGCAGCGGAAGAACAACGAGUACGGACGCUUCAACCGGGUUUUGCAGGAAGUCCAUCAACAGUUCUCCACGAUCGACUCCUCCAGCAGCGUGGACACCGCCCUCUUCGAGUGGGGCGUCGUCAAGGGCGACUUCCGCAACGCCGGGCGCUACGCGAUCGUGGGACCUAAGCGAUCGGAGGCGGAGAGGGGCGAGGUGGCCACCACUGCCAGCAAUGACAAUGCAUGGAUCGAGCUGAAUAUUCAGCUGCUGCAGGUGACGGUUCGCGGACGACACGUGACGCCCUUAGAGGCCGACACGUGUGAGGAUGGAGACUUCGUGGAGGUCCUGAGCGGUGGUGCGGGCAAAAAGGCGGAGACGGUGCAAUGUGCAGCUCUGUUGAGCACGAACUUGGUUCGGGUGCGGGAACUCUUGUCGCAACCCUAUCGCAUCACUCGCUGGGAAGGCAUGGCCGCGGCCAACCUGCCCUUCACAGGGGACUAUGUCCGGCUCUAUGACAUGGAGGACUUUGAGGAGCAUGAGGCCUGGGUGCCACAGCUCUUCGAGCCCGUGAGGCUGAAAUUCUUCGUGCCACCUGCAGUGCCUCAGCCCAUCCUCUUCUUCUUGCUGGAAGAGACGGACCCAUCCGCCUCGGUGAUCGUGUUGGCCGCUGUGCAUCCGAAGGUGCGUGGGAAAGUCUGGAAAGAGGUGAUGGUCUUUCGCGACUUGCGCUCGGUGCAGAUCUUCAAGAUCGAUUCCUAUGGUCACCAGCACUACAGAUCGCUGGAGUAUACCACCAACGCACGCUAUUGCCUGGCAGAGAAGCAGCCGAGUCCAAAUGAUCGCGAAGAUCCAUGGCCGGACUGGGGCCGCUACGAGGCGGGACAGCCCGAUUUGAAUAUGCAAGACAAGCCGCCCACUGUGGUGAUGUCGCGGACCAUCGUCAAGGACGUGCACAGCGACGGCAGCGCCGGUGCUGGGACGGGGAAGAAGGAUCCGUUGGACGACAGCGAGGAGUGGUCGGACGGGGAGCCCAGCGACGACGAGACGGAGCAGGAGCGGAAGGAGCGCACCGUUUGGGAGCGUUCGCAGAAGGAAGGAGAGCAAUAUUUGCCGAAGCGCUUACUGAAAGGUUUGCUACCAGAAGGGCUGUUGGAAAAGUACUUCAUCUAUCAGGAGAAUGAAACGCCUUGGAGAGCCAUCCGAGGGUAUCCAAAGACACCGGAGGGCGAGGAGGACCGUGAUCCCGACCACCUCUUGGAGAUCAAGCUCAUUAAGGUGGGCAAGGUACCUUGCACCGCACACCGUGGCUGGUGUGCGCUGGUGCGGAAGCGAUGGAAAGCUGCAGGGCGCAAGCCGUGGUUCUUGCUGAAUCUGCUUUAUGCCAAGGAAGGCACACCCUUGCACUCCUUGGCCAGAACCUUGGUGCGCCUGGAAAACCUGUCCUUCAUUUUGGCCUGGACGGAGCAAGAUCCGCGCAAGGUCGAUGGCGCCCUCGACCCUCCCAUCGACUUCAUCGAGCUGCCGCGACUCCUCUUGUCCUUCACCGUGCGACGCGGCGCCGACGGCUCACGGGGCUUGUGGAGUUUGGACCACGCAGAGCUCUCGGUUCCUUUAGGAGCACCCAGCUACGCGCGCACGCAGGCAGCGAAGUUGCUGGAGCCGAUGCCGCAUUCGCUGCUGCUGCAGACCUCCAAUGCCCAGUUCUUCGCGCUGCUGCCGAACAUCAAGGUGCACCGUCCCCACGUGGACACGGACCCCUUCAGCACGGAGCUGGUCCUGGAGCGCGGGAACUCCGAGUGGUGGGGCCGGGCGAAGAACAAGACCUUCUUGUACCCAGUGCAUGCGUCACGGUCGUUUCUGCAGACGCCCACGUUGGCCUCGGCGCUCUACGUGAUGAUGCUACGCUGGAUGAACCGCGAUUACCGAGGUGUGGCUGCUUUGGUCAGCGCCGUUGGCACUGAUAGCAAGUACGAGGAAGAUGAGAUGCAGAUCUUCAAGCACUUGGGUCGGAUCACCGAUCCACAUCCAGAUUCCCAUGCCAACCGAUUGCAGGUGUCUUUGGCGGUGUCCGAUGCCAACAUGGAGCUCCCUUGGGACUUGCUGGAUGAAUCGGCUGGAUAUCUGGGGAAGCUGGCCCAUGUGACCGCAAGGUCACGGCUGUCGGAAGAUUAUGAGCUUCGAAGCCUACAGCUCUGCCAACAGAUCCGGAAAUGUUUGGAGAUCAUUGAGAAUGAGGUGUCGCUGCUGCGGCAACGUUGGUGGGGUCAGUGGGGCGCGGCGCGCAUCAAGCGCUUCGUGGAGCUACUGGAAAGCGAGAAGGAGCGGAAGCUGGCGAACUUUCAGGAAGCCCAGGAGGUGGAACAAUGGCUUCGUCAGCUGACGCGCAAGAUGCGUGCGUCCCAGCUACCACAGACGAAGGAGGAGAUCCGCUCAAUGGCGCUGAAGGUCUUUGGCGACUACAACGUCGAUCCGAACGUCGAACUGGCCCUCGACAACCGUUCCAAAUACUUGGAACGCCUGGGCGGCCGCGACGGCGCGCGUCCCGGCGAGCCGCUCCAGUUGCAUUGCCCUCAUCGAGCCAGAGAGUCACUUUGGCAGACACAUCAAGACCAGAACGUCUUGUUGUGUUCGCUCUUUGACCUCCUUUGGGAAGUCUUGGGCGCCGAGAAGGUCUUGCGCCGCGACGUCGAGGAAGACGAGGGGCCGGAGAUCCCUAUGAUGCGACGCCUGCCGUUCCCCAUGGCCAUCAACACGGCGUUCGAAAUGUGCCAAGGGAAGAUGACCUUGAAGGACUACGGCAGUGCACCAAAGACGUGGGCCUUCCUCUACUCGCUCUUCACCUUGUCCACCGGCGCUCGCCUCAGCCGGGCCAAGGAGACCAACCCCGCGCAGCUUGGACGGGUGAGGACCGAGGACCGGGCCUUCCGAAAUUCGAGGACCGGAGCGCGUUCCGACGGUGAAGGUCCGGGAAGGCAUCAGCAGACCUACACCACGCUGCUGUUGCACUUGAUGCCUGGAAGCCGGCACCAUGGGGUGCUCGCCUCCUUGCUCCACAUCUUGGCGCAGAAUCCCAACAUCUGCGACUCGAUGCCGAUGUUGACCAAGCCGAAGAAAGUCCGACUGGUGGGCCAGUGGAAGGCCAAGCUCACGGAGAUCCACCAGUUCGUGGUGCAGGCGGCGGACGCCAUGAAGCUCGCCUGGCCGCCCACACCAGAGUCCUUCCAGGAGCUGCCACGACCCAUGCAAUCGGCGGUGGAGAGUGCCUGGUUCCAGCGCUGUGAAAGUCAACAAGGCGGCCUGUGCGCUCGCUUGCUCUUUGCUCCGGAGCUCCCAGCGGAAGGUGCCUGCCUUCUGGGCUGUCCAAGCCUCAAGGGAUUGACUUGUACACAGCGGUUCUUGGAAGGGACGGUGGACAUGCCGAGCGAAGAGGUGGCGGCCCUGGCCACGAUGCCCAUGCGCCACCUCGCUCGUGAACAUCUCAUUGACACACCGCCCAGUAGUCUUCUCCCCGAGGAGAUGCCAUUCGACCUCUCGAAGCAUCCCACGGCGAAGCACCGGGUGGCCAUCAGCAUGCUCUCACGCUUGGACCGCGAAGUCCAAAUCUGCGCUCGCAUGCGCAAUGCCCGGCAGAAGCCAGCGCUGAUCUCUUUGCAAUCGGAGUCGGUGAAGGCGAUUGCCAAUGGCGAUCAGGCGGCGCUCGGCCAGGCUAGGGACCAAAUGGCCCGACUGCGAGAAGAGCUGCUGAAGCUGAAGGCGAAGGAUGAGGAGUUUGUGGAAGCCAUGGCCAUCAACAAGUCGUUCUCCGAUGCCAAUGAUAUCGACCUGGGAAGUGAUCCACAGCUGGCGCCGUUGAGAGAUCGCUUGCGAUUCUGGCUGCUGCGAUACUCCGACUUGGAAGUGACUCUUUGGUUCGAACACCUUUGCUGCGGACUGCUCAGCCCGGAAGCGGACACUCGGCCGCAGCGAGCUCGACUCAGCGGAGAUCCCGCGCGGCGAGGUGCCGUGCCCAGAAUGACCUCCACUCAACAGAAGGUUUUGAUGAAAAUCGCUGGCUUCUAUACGGCUCGUUGGGAGAAGGCAGGGAGACCUCUCUUCGGCAAAUUCUACACCAAGCAGGAGAUUGAGGCAUACAACAACAACCCUGCCAUCAAGUUGAAGGGUCGACGAGCCCAACCUCAUGCACAUUUAGAGACCCCUGCAGAAUGGCCAAAGGACACCGUAAUCGAUCCAGGACAGUGGGUCUAUUGGCUUCCAGAGGGAUGGAAGCAAGGCAUUCGAACGUCGGCGACUGGAAAGACUUUGAAGUGCUAUUUUACUCCCGAUCACUGGCGCUUUUGGCACCGGAAGGACAUAGAGAAAGAAGGCUAUGAGCUGGGAGCAGCUGAACCUCCCCGAAAGAACAAAGAAAACAAAGAGGAAGAGGAGAAAAGAAUCAGAUAUGUCACGGAUCAUGAUGCGGUCCCCAACUGGCCCGACGAGGGUUGGCUGCCGGAUGAUUGGCGGCUCGGAAUGCGUGCGCUACCAAGUGGUUUGAUGAGAAUCUUCCAGCCGCCGAAUCAAGAGGAGGGUUUCUUCUUCCACAAAUCCCAAGUGCUGGAGUACCUGAGCGGAGGAAGUCCUUCCCUGACCGCCAUCAGUGCUUCUAUGACCAUGGAAGAGCGCCUUGGCUUUCAGCCACGUAAGAAGAGAAAGAAAUCCCAAGCUACCUAUGCAUCUCUUGCUGACUACUCAGAAGUAAAGGGCUUCUCAAUUCUGAAACUGCCGGCCUCUGAGAAGGAACUCAAGCCUUUCGGGGCAGAUGGCAAAAAACUCGUGGCUGGUUGUCGGGAGAUUGAAGAAGGCCUCUUGAAGUUUAAAGAUGUCCAACUGCUCCUGGCUCUCAAGAAGAAGACCUUAACCUCCAGCUUGCUGGAUGCCGUGCAGGGCAUCUUCUACCGGCGCCCGGAUGUCUUUUGUGGCAAGCCGUACUACCAGCAGAUCCAAAUCGGUCCUCAUGGACACCUCAUUUGCACCGAACUGCACGUCUUUUGGAGUAGCACUUACUCCUGCUGGAAGAUCGGGGCCUUGUCUGAGGAGAAGGAGUUGGACUUUGCAAGAUUGAAUCCCUUCCUGAAGCCCGAAGCAGCAGCAGGCCUGCUGAGCCGUUUGACUCAGAUGAUGCUGGUGGCCGGUCGCAUUAUCCAACCUGCGAACCAGGACUUGGCAGACCUGCUGGCAAACCCCGACUCUGCCGGCUCCGCAGUGGCCUUAGCCGCUGGGCUGAGCGAGAAGGCGAACGUCUUGAGCGGGUUGCUGGCAUCAAAGAGGACCUAUAUCGAGAAGGUCGAAGGCGCCAAGGACUUCAAGGGCGUCUUCGACCCUCACUUCUUAGUCUUCGAAUUUGUCACUGGCUUUCUCCUACGGCCUCGCCAGGUGGAGAUGGUCAACGAGUUCUCUGAGGCCUUGCGAUCAGGUCGGUCCAGUGUAAAGCAGAUGAUCAUGGGCGCGGGCAAGACCUCGGUGGUCUCACCCUUGUUGGCCUUGAUGCACGCGAACGGCAGCCGCAUCGUGUGUUUGGUGGUGCCACCAGCACUCAUCAGCCUUUCCCGCUCGGUGCUGCAGAAUUGCUUUUCCACGGUGGUGCAGAAGAGGGUCUCAACCUUCAAGUGCGAUCGUUCGCUAGACCUGGAGGUGGCGCUCUCCGAGCGCUUGGGGCGGAUCGUCAGCCAUGGCGAUGUGCUGCUGACCACUCCGGGGGACGUCAAGUCCUUGGAACUGCGUUUCCUGGAGCAGCUAGACUUGGCCAACGACCGCCAGGCCAGGCGCAACACCACGCAGAUGAGGAGAGAGUGUGUGCAGAUGGGACGUGCUUUGGAGCUCAUGAAGCAGGGCGUUUGUAUGAUUGAUGAGGUGGACUUAGUGCUGCAUCCCUUGCGUUCGGAGCUGAACUUCCCCAUUGGACCCAAGAACCUCAUUGAGCAUGAACGGUGGCGUGCAGUGCUUCACUUGUUGGACGGUUUCUUCAGUGUGGAGAAGGGCCGCGUGCCGCCGCAUUUGAAGGAUUCCUUGAGAGCCAAGGAGAUUCUGCAGACUUUGGGGGGAGGUGAUCCACAAGGGCUGCGACCUGCGCUUCUUGCAGCGGAACCCGCACCUGAUUUUGCUGAACGAGGAGUUCUACCACCACGAGGUCGGUCGGGCUUUUGA
Molecule: messenger RNA, 11884 nt
Organism: Durusdinium trenchii
Lineage: Eukaryota; Dinophyceae; Suessiales; Symbiodiniaceae
Source: the annotation of a GenBank genome assembly